UUUGCCCUCAUCUGCUCGCAGCUGCCUAUCCCCAAUCCACGCAUCUCCCUCCUCUCUCCUUAUUCCUGUAACCCUAGCCCUAAUGCGAACUUUCUGUUAUUUCAUUUAGAAACCACGAAAUUCUUCACACUGCAACUAUAGUGUAAUGCGUAGUUGUGCAGGUACAUCGAAAAUCGAGACUGCUCCAGUUUUCGAAUUUGACAAUGGAGGAUUUGACAGAGACAGAGAUUGGGAGCUCUGUCGAAUCGUUUCAAAAGUUUUUGGAUUCGCAGAGAGAGCUUUUUCACAACCAAAUCGAUCAUCUUCAAAGAAUUGUUGUUACUCAAUGCAAACUCACCGGCGUCAAUCCUCUUUCUCAAGAAAUGGCUGCUGGCGCUCUGUCGAUAAAAAUUGGAAAAAGACCCAGAGAUUUGAUAAACCCUAAGGCUGUCAAGUAUAUGCAAGAAGUUUUCUCUAUCAAAGAUGCAAUUAGUAAGAAGGAAUCACGUGAGAUUAGUGCUCAAUUCGGUGCUACAGUUACGCAGGUUCGAGAUUUUUUUGCAAGCCAGCGAAUGAGAGUGAGGAAACUGGUUCGGUUGUCAAGGGAGAAGGCUAUUAGAGUUAAUGCACACAAAGGACCUCAAGGACCUCAAGAUGGGGUCCCAACAACAUCUGAUGCUUUGAUGCCUGUUGAUUUGGUUCCCUUGAACUCUGUUGCCCCAAAUCCAGUUCCCAUGAAUUCUGUUAGCCCCAAUCCAGCUUCCUUAAAUGCUGUUAUCCCCAAUCCAUUUUACUUGAACUCUGUUGCCCCCAAUCCUGUUCCCUUAAACUUUGCUAGCCCCAGCUCAGCUCCCUUAAACUUUGCUAGCCCCACUUCAUCACCCUUAAACUCUGCUAGCCCAAAUCCCGUUCCCUUAAUUUCUGUUAGCCCUAAUCCAGUUCCCUUAAACCCUGCAAGCCUGAACCCAGUUCCCUUAGACUCUGCUGCCCAGGAUCCUGUUCCCUUAAACGCUGUUGGUCCUUCCAGGGUUGAUGAAGUACCCUCUUGCUCAACACAGGAUGAUGUGUUGCCUGGUUUAGAUGAAUUAGAUAAACAUUUUGCUGAGAAGAUUUUUGAUUUGUUGCGGAAAGAAGAAACAUUUUCUGGGCAGGUGAAGCUCAUGGAAUGGAUCUUGCAAAUACAGACUCCAGCUGUUCUAAAUUGGUUUCUUGUUAAAGGUGGUGUCAUGAUUUUGGCAACAUGGUUAAGUCAAGCAGCUGCUGAAGAACAAACAAGUGUUCUUCUUGUCACCUUGAAGGUAUUCUGUCAUUUACCCCUACAUAAAGCUCCUCCUGAACACAUGUCAGCUGUACUUCACAGUGUCAAUGGACUGCGGUUUUACAGGACUCCAGACAUAUCAAACAGGGCCAGGGUUUUGUUAUCAAAAUGGAGCAAGCUGUUUGCAAAAAGUCAAGCAAUCAAAAAACCCAACGGCAUAAAGUCGUCUACAGAUGCACAGGACAUGAUUUUGAAGCAGAGCAUUGAUGAAAUUAUGGGCAAUGAAUCAUGGCAGUGUGAUAUUGGUAAUCCUGAUGGUGUUCUUGCUCUCUCAUCCGAAAGCUCUGAAAAUAUCAGGAAAAUUGAGUCUUCGCAAGCAUUGAAGCUGUUGCCUGCAUCAACAGAUGAUUUGAGCAGGAAGCACAUUCUAGGCACAUCUUCAUCCCAUACAAGAGAACGUAGAAAAGUUCAGCUUGUUGAACAGCCAGGCCAGAAAACAGCUGGCAGAAGCCUUCAGGCGACCAAAGCUGCUUCUGUUAAUCAAGGUCGCCCGAUGUCUGCUGAUGAUAUCCAAAAACCAAAAAUGCGUGCUUUAUUCAUGCAGAACAAGCAUGGGAAAACAGGUUCCUCAUCCAAUGGAAGCACUGGUGUGAAAAAUGGAGGGCGUAAUAAGCCUUCAAGUAUGACCACCAGUCUGUGUCCAGUUUCUAAAAUUCAUAUCCGGCCGAAGAUUGAGGAAUACAAGAAACUUGUGACACCUCCCCCCCAAGUUUCUAGUAAGGUUGAGGGUUUCCUUGAUCUAAAGAAAGAAAUCAAUUCAAAGGAACCCAUGGGGGGAGUUUCCAGUAAAGUCCAGAUCCCAUGGCAGACUCCUCCAGAAAUAAAACUCAGCGUUCUCUGGAGAGUGGGAACUGGUGAAAAUAGCAAAGAAGUUGAUGUUCAGAAAAACAGAAACCGUAGGGAGAUAGAAACCAUCUAUCAGACAGUCCAGCAGAUACCAUCUAAUCCAAAGGAACCAUGGGACCUUGAGAUGGAUUAUGACGACUCAUUGACCCCAGAGAUUCCAAUUGAACAGCCACCUGAUGCUGAUGUUGCAGAAACACAGGUUUCCCAUACUGAACAUGUAAAUACAGUAGUUGCAUCUGCACCUUCCCUGUCUCAGGUUGGUGGAGGGAGUGCAACUGAACCAGAUCUUGAGUUGCUUGCUGUACUGUUAAAAAAUCCAGAAUUGGUUUUUGCAUUGACUUCUGGCCAAGCUGGCAAUUUAUCAAGUGAAGAAACUGUGAAGCUGCUUGAUAUGAUUAAGACAGGAGGGGCUGUUCUGGCAGGUUUAAAUGGGCUUGGUGGGAAAGUGGAGGAGAAGGUUGAAGUCUCACUUCCAUCGCCAACUCCUUCAAGCAACAAUCCUGGAACGAGUGGAUGGAGAUCAGAAUUUGCCAAGAAUCCAUUUUCCCAGCAGGCUUCAAUGGGGAACAGAGUUGUAUACAGUGAUCCUGGAGUCCCCACCAGUGUCCCCUUAGCGGAAAAGCAUACUAGCUUGGUGCAGCAUCAAAAUCAGGCCACUAGUAUCAGAAUACCGCAGCAGCAAGCUAGCAUUCCAUUACUAUCCCAGCAUGUUUCGGCAGUGAUGAACCCUUUCUCAUUGCCUCAGACAAGUUCCAUAGUACCUGAAAACCGACAACCUUCAAUAGUUCUCCCAGCAAACCAGAGUUACCCCUCAAAUUCUUCAAUGUUACAGACACCAUCCUCAGAAAUGGUUUCAACCAUGAAAAUUCUACCUGUUAACACCCCUCCCUUGCUAAACCUUUCAGCUGCAAUGAACAACAUAAAAUCAACUACAUCCGUUUCUUUCACAUCAAAUCCACAAGAGACACGGCUAGUUCCUUUUCCACCAUCAACAUCCACCAUACCAACACAGUUACAGUCACAACCUGCCCAGAUAAACGAACCUCCGAUUGUAUACUCCACACGGCCGCAUACUGGCGAUGUAGGUCCAGUGGCUGAUUCCCGGAGAGUUAGGCAGGGUUUAGUCUCAAACUCCCCUUCCCAAGUUAAUCAAACAAACUAUGUUUCAUCAUUUGGAGGGCCUGUGCAGCCAUCGUUGAGGUCAGGUCCUCCUUGGGAAAGAAAUGAAUAUGUGGGUGAUGCGGGUGAUGAGGGUUAUGAGUCUUGGAGUCCGGAGAAUAGGCGUUAUGAAUCACAAGAGUACAUGCCAGGGAGAAACUAUUCAGGACCCAGAUCCAGAAUGAAUUCAGGAUGGGAUUAUAUGCCUAAUAAUAAUAAUAAUAGGUCCAGGCAACGGAAUUCUUCUGGGCAUGGGGACCGUAACUGGAAUGGAAACAGAAGAUGGCACUGAUUGACUUGGAAGCUUCUUUCAUAAUAUGGCCUGGCUUGGGCUGAUCCAUUGCUUAGAGUGAAAGUAAUGACAGGGAUUUACACGCUAUAGGGUGUGGUUGUGACGAGGAGAAUUCUAACAGCGAAUGCAAAUGUUUAGAUACUCGGGAUUCGAUACUAAAUUUUGACUGAAAGCAUCUAAUACUAGGACGAAGUUGCAGCUCUUGCUUUCUUCGAGAUGAUACUCUUGAGCAUCUAGUGUCUAAAAAACUUGAGAAAAGAGAUGCCUCUGCGUCAUUGGGACGUGGUCUUGGUAAAGUAACUAGAAUCUCCCUUUUUUAUUUUAUUUUAUUUUAUUGUAUUCAUUUUUCGAUUUCAAGAAUUUAAACAAGGAUGAUUUCAAAAAGAUGAGUGGAAAUUAAAAUGCCAUCCAUGAGUUUGACCAA
Molecule: messenger RNA, 4017 nt
Organism: Populus euphratica (Euphrates poplar)
Lineage: Eukaryota; Viridiplantae; Streptophyta; Magnoliopsida; Malpighiales; Salicaceae
Product: homeobox protein LUMINIDEPENDENS-like
Exons: 13
Coding region: 204-3593 (1129 amino acids)
Biological process (GO): vegetative to reproductive phase transition of meristem
Cellular component (GO): nucleus
Molecular function (GO): DNA binding
Source: RefSeq, a predicted model, not a curated record